Scylla paramamosain (green mud crab) is the source of this 863-nucleotide messenger RNA. RefSeq names its product glutamate receptor 1-like. The coding region runs from base 97 to 609 and encodes 170 amino acids. Gene Ontology annotation, molecular function: ligand-gated monoatomic ion channel activity. The transcript is spliced from 2 exons. NCBI's taxonomy places the organism in Eukaryota, Metazoa, Arthropoda, Malacostraca, Decapoda, Portunidae. The record is from RefSeq and is a predicted model, not a curated record. Gene Ontology annotation, cellular component: membrane.
AAUUCAAAAGGAAAAUAUCACGAUACAUGACAGCGGGAAGGUAACUUAAAUACACGUAUAUCUAUGAAAUAAAUUUCAUAAUUAUAAUUUUUAACAAUGGUGGUGGUGGUGGCGGCGCCGCAGGUGUGGCUGCUGACGCUGGUGAGUCUGGUGGCGAUGGUGGUCGUGAUGGCGCGGGUGGCGACGGCGGAGGCGAGUCUGUACAACACAAGGAACAGCAACAUCAUGGCCAAGGCGGCCAUCUGGGGCCUCAAGGCUUUCACUCAGGAAGGCUCGGAGUGGUUGCCGCCCCACGACGCAGGCCGCGUGCUGGUCACCACCUGGCUGCUGGCGUCCCUGGUGUUCAUGUCCUCCUACAGCGGCAUCCUCACCGCCAUGCUCACCGUGCCGCGGGUCACCAUCCCCAUUGACUCCCUCGCAGACCUGGUGGCGCAAAACGACCUGCCCUGGAGGCUGGAGGCGGGCUCCAUGAUGUUCCAGUACUUCCAAGUAAGUGAUGGAGGAUGGGACAUUAUAAAUACGAAGAGGUGCACAGCUUAUUUGGUCAACAAGUUAAACACAGCACAGCAAUUUCCUCUGUUUAAAGCGUUACUGGGACGUGAGAGAUAAUGCUAUUAGGACUGAUAGAAUGUGAAGGACGGGGAAUAUUACAAAGACACGAAACAAAGCUGCUGCAAAAAGUCUCAAGUGUUUGUUGUUGUGGCGUAUCAGGUACUAAGUGAAGUGGCGCUGGGACAUGAUUGUAGAUGCGGGACAACGUGCGUGUGUCUCGGCGUGGCAAGUAAUGUACGGUGACUCCGGGACUACAUUCUUCAGCCACAUUCUUCAGCCACAUUUUCGGCGUUUUAUCUUUACUUUUAACA